This is a messenger RNA of Lolium perenne, 813 nucleotides long. Lineage: Eukaryota; Viridiplantae; Streptophyta; Magnoliopsida; Poales; Poaceae. The record is from RefSeq and is a predicted model, not a curated record.
AUGGUGAAGAAGAAGAUCCCCAGCGCCGCCGCCAGCUCGUCGAGCGGAGGUGCCGCCGCCAAACCUUCCUCGAUCCUUUCGAAGGAAGGCGCCCCAAGCGCUCCUCCCCCAGCUCCGGUGCCGCCGGCGCCGCCGAGCUCAGCAGCUAGGCCCGCUGUGGAAGAGAUCAGGGCUCCACCUAUGAAGAGAUCAAUUGGCGGCUUUGCCGAUGAAGAUGAUCUCCUUGAUUUUGACGAUGCUUUCAUUGAGCCUCCAUCCAAGAGGGUCAGAUCUGAAGCUGUCUCGCCAACCGCCACAGCUUCCGAAGCUUCGGCUCCUAAGGCGGCUCCCACGGCGCAAGCAUCGACUGCCUCCUCCCUUUCCAAAGGGAAAGAUGCUCCUGUUGCUGCCACAGCUCCUCCUUCUGAUCUACGAGAAGCCGCCAGCAUCCCUGCUACUGCCUUGGACAAAAUUCCGACCAAUUCCCCAGCAAAUGGUGUGUCGACGGUUCUCGCCGCCCACCAACUUACUCGGGAGCUUCUUGACAAGGGGAAGGGUGCUCUGACGCGGAUGCAUUCGAUGAUAUUCCCCAAGGCCAAGCAGGAGAAGACUCUGGGGCAGCUGAUUGACGCCUUCGUAGUUGACACCAAGGAGGUCAUUGAGGUUUUCCCGGUGCCUUCAUUUGUUGAUGACUCCUCUGGCGUUCUUCCCGAAGGUGAUCGGAUCCAACGAAUGAAGGAUCGGAUCACCCAGAUGGAAAAGGACCUGCGCACCACUUACGCCUUGGACGCGAUUGUCAUCAAGAAGAACGAGAUUGCGGCUGACGUAGAAUGA